Molecule: messenger RNA, 1160 nt
Organism: Humulus lupulus (European hop)
Lineage: Eukaryota; Viridiplantae; Streptophyta; Magnoliopsida; Rosales; Cannabaceae
Product: putative 3,4-dihydroxy-2-butanone kinase
Exons: 6
Coding region: 852-1160 (102 amino acids)
Biological process (GO): glycerol catabolic process
Cellular component (GO): cytosol
Molecular function (GO): glycerone kinase activity
Source: RefSeq, a predicted model, not a curated record
GUUGCUUGAAUGGAAUCAUGGACUUAGCCAAACCAAUUUCUCUCGUCACUCUCUUCCGUUGAGUCGCUGAAGCAUUAUUGAUGAUGCCCCUGCUGAAGCAAGAACCCAAGCAACCCAGCUGCUCAAGAAGUCGUACUUCUCUGUGAGUUUUCUUUUCCUUUUACUUUUUUAGAUUUCAGUUUAAUAUCAAGAAAACAUUUGAAUAUAUCAAUACAUAUAUUUGUUUGUGUUGGAAUUGUCUACCUCUUUUAUUGUUUGAAUCUUGUAAUCGAUCCCUAUGUGUCAGAGCAACUUAACAUUUUGAUUUUGGGAUUGGGGUCGUGAGUUAUUCUCUCUGCUGUCUGUUGUUGUUUUCUGGUUUGCUGGUGUAGUUUUCCUUUUAACAGGGGUAUGCAUUGUUGUAGGCAUUGUGAACACCAAUAUAGAAAAUUAUUGAGAUGGGGUCUUCUUAAUGUUUGUUUUCCAAUUGAACAGUUCAAUCUUCAUUAGGUCUUAAUAUAUAUUCUUCUAGCAAUAUAAAUCCCAUACACACACACACACAAUUUUAUAUAUUUAUCUUGCCCCCAAAAAUAAUUUGUAUCCUGUGAAUCCUCGAAAAAAAAAGGCCAAGUUUUUUUUUUAGCUCUGUAGCUGUCCUUGCAGGUAGUCAUCCACCACCCAAGAUUCCUGUUCCAGUCCCUCCAUCUCGUUCUACAAAGAGUGAUGAGUCAUUAGGUCGGCCGCUUCAACUGAGUGAAGAAGGUCAGAUUCUUGAGGCGGCUAUUGAAGCAGCUGCAAAUGCAGUAAUCAAGAUCGUGGAUAGUUUGAAUGAGUGGGACAGUAGAGCAGGUGAUGGUGACUGUGGGUCAACAAUGUAUAAAGGUGCAACUGCGAUAUUAGAGGACUUGGAAACUUAUCCUCUGAAUGAUGCUGCUGAAACGGUGAAUGAAAUAAGAUCAUCUAUUGGAAGAGUUAUGGGAGGAACAAGCGGGAUCAUAUAUAGUAUAUUUUGUAAGGCAUUUUACGCACAAUUAAAAACAAGCACCCGGUCAGAUGUCACAGCAAAGAAAUGGGCUGAAGCACUCGAAGCUGCUAUUGUCGCAGAUAGUAAAUAUGGGGGAGCCAGUGCUGGCUAUCGCACAUUGUUAGAUGCCUUAAUUCCAGCUUCAACAUUUCUCUAG